GAGGCGGGGGCGGAGCUUGGGAGCGCGCCGGGCGGAAGUGUCGGCAGGCUCCGCUGUGCGACCUAGGGGCUCUCGGGGAAGUGCGGCCAGCUCCGGCGCGACCCUGCUGCUACCAUGAGCCGGCAUAGCCGGCUGCAGAGGCAAGUCCUGAGCCUGUACCGCGAGUUACUGCGGGCCGGGCGCGGGAAGCCAGGCGCCGAGGCGCGGGUGCGAGCCGAGUUCCGGCAAAACGCCAGCCUGCCACGCUCCGACGUGCUGCGCAUCGAGUACCUGUACCGCCGCGGGCGGCGCCAACUGCAGUUGCUGCGCGAGGGCCACGCCACGGCCAUGGGCGCCUUCGUACGCUUGCAGGAUCCCUCGAAGGAGCAAGACGAUGGGGAGCGUACGAGGAGCCUGGGCCCUCCGAAAACCCAGGCCGAUGGACGGUGACGGGUAGAAGAGCUCACCUGAUGAGCUAGGGGAUCUGGGGCUCCACCUGAUUGUGGGGGACACUGAGGAGCCCUCUUGAUGGAAUGAGAGAGGGCUUGAGAGCCGCUCAACAGUCUACGGGAGGUCAGAGAGUGCCCUCCUGCGACCUGGCGUCCCGAGAGACCCCCCCCCCAGCAACAGAUGGUCCACAUGGCCGGACCCGGGUUGCCUGCAGUGCGAGCCAGGCCGGAUGCAGUGGAUCAAACGGAGUUUCCCAAAAACUACCUCCUGUGAUGGAAAGCCCCUUCUCACCCGAGAACACACCCACCGAUUCCUCAAGGAGAAAAACACAUACACUCUCCCUCUGCCUGUUUAUAAUUCGGAGAAGAGCAGAAUUUUCUCUCAGGAAUUGGGUGAGACUUUGAUGGUUCUCAAUGAGAAACCCAGAAUCCCCCUUUGGAAGCCCUUGCCCCUCGUUUGUAACGGAUUAGAACUAUGAGGAAGUGGCCAAGGUCUGUAUCCCCAACUGAUCACCCACCCAGACCUCUGCAUGAUGGUUGUAAGGGGAAACCUCCACUCCUGUGCUUGUCUUCUCUCAGGACUGUUUGAAGAAAGG
Molecule: messenger RNA, 1024 nt
Organism: Sorex fumeus (smoky shrew)
Lineage: Eukaryota; Metazoa; Chordata; Mammalia; Eulipotyphla; Soricidae
Gene: SDHAF1
Product: succinate dehydrogenase complex assembly factor 1
Exons: 1
Coding region: 115-429 (104 amino acids)
Biological process (GO): mitochondrial respiratory chain complex II assembly
Cellular component (GO): mitochondrion
Source: RefSeq, a predicted model, not a curated record